Messenger RNA from Auxenochlorella protothecoides, 633 nucleotides. Its product is annotated as Protein MODIFIER OF SNC1 1. The coding region runs from base 1 to 633 and encodes 210 amino acids. The transcript has 5 exons. The record is from RefSeq and is a predicted model, not a curated record. NCBI's taxonomy places the organism in Eukaryota, Viridiplantae, Chlorophyta, Trebouxiophyceae, Chlorellales, Chlorellaceae.
AUGGUGUCCCUGGGCAAGGUCUCUGCCCCGAAGCCGGUGAAUCUCCCCUCCCAGCGCAAGGAGAACAACGGCAACGACCCGUCCAUAGACCUCGUCCGCAAGUCUGCCAACGGCGGGUGGGGCGCCGCCUCUGGCGCGACCGAGUCCCCCACCGCCUCCUCCUGCAGCGAGCAGCAGGCAGCGAAUCUGACGUCCGAGCCCCGAUCCGCAAACGGCGAGGGCAUCCCUUCUGCGGUGGCGCCCUCCCGCGUCAUCCCAGCAGGACCCACCCCGGCCUGGGGUGGGCUGGGCAUGCCCGAGGAGCGAAAGAGGGCCAUGGAGCAGGCCAGCCGCGAGCAGUUCCCCACCCUGGACGCCCUGCCGCGCUGCUCCGGCGGCGUCCGCGAGCGGCGGCUGGAGAGUCAGGACUUCCGGCGCACGGAGGAGUACGUGGAGCAGGCACGCGCGCAGGAGAAGGCGCGCAAGCUGGCGGCGGGCGGGCCACGUUCUAAGGAGGGCGUGGAGGCCAGAGAGAAAGCGGGAUCCCGGUCUCAGCGGCGAAACCGGCCUGCCAAGGCAGGCGCAGGAGAAAUCGCUGGCGCCGCCGUGCCCGCCGACCGGGGCCCUGCUGACUCGCCGACGCCCGGCCCGUGA